UGUUAGGGGGUGACAGAGUGGGGGUAGGGAGAAUGGAGUCAGAGAUAGGGGGAUGACUCAGAAGGCAAAGCUAUUAUUGCCUUGAAAGCACAAGGCGUCGAGCAUUAGAGUCCCCGGAGCCCAGGUAGAAAUGGGGACGUGAGCUUGUAAUCCCAGUGCUGGGGAGGCAGGCACAGGGAGCAAUCCCUAGGGCUCACUGGCCAGCAGGUCUAGUCUAGUUGGUGAGUUCCAGGCCCAUAAGAGACCCUGUCUCAAAGGAGGAUGGAGUUCCUCGGGGUGGCACCCAGGGCUGUUCUCCGGCACACACACACACACACACACAUGCACACUGAAAAUCAAAGUCAGCGGAGGGUGGCUGGAGAGCUGGAAGAAGAGGAGCCAAGGCUGCUCUGCUUUCCCUGCUUUGUUCUCUGCGUCCCUUAAGCUUCCAUUUUCCAACCUCGUUAACCGAGGCCUGGCACCAGCCCUGGCAUGCCCCACAUUUGGCCAGCUCCUACGGUGCCCUAAAGACAAGUGGUCAGUGGGCACAGGCUCUGCAAAGGCGCACACCCUUCCGCCAGCCUCGAUGGACUCUGCCCUGCUGUGGGGUUGCGUCACUACCACCCCCAACCUCUCUGGGUUUCCCCAGAUAUCACAGAAGCACGUCCUCACCCCUUGCUCUGGCCCUCCCCCAGCUGGACUCUGAGCAGCCAGCGCAGGCAGGGUCAAAAGGUAAUGUCCAUGUCCCGUGGCACUGCCACCUUGGCCUGAGCAAGAGGACUCCAUUUUCCCGCCACCCCUCCCAAAUUCUCACCCCUAUCCCAGCUGUCAAGCCAGAAAUGGAGACCACCAUUCUUCUGACCUACAGACCCUCAAGAGCUAACCAUUGGAUUCCAUGGCUGCCUCAUAAACUGUUACAGAAGUGGUGGGCAAGCCGGGGAGAUAGGACAUGGGGAGAUAGGACAUAGGAAGGAGCCGCCCAUCCCCACCUGGCUCCUAUGGAGUCCCUCCUCUGAGUCCCAGACCUUGGGAACCGAGCAUGUGAAGUCAUCCUUUCUUGCAUCAUGCAUGUCCACGUUGCAACCGCACCCCCCCCCUCCCUCAUGCCCCUACCUCAAGCUACCACAACCAGAUGGUGAAACUUGAGCCCCAGGGGAGACCUCCACCCCCUGCAGGGGCCUGAUGGGCAGCUCAGCUGGCCAAUCCUAAGGCUCAGAGGAUAGGUCGGCUGGCUGACCACUAGGUGAGGGAGCCCAAGCAGUUGGCUCUAAAGAGGCCGUGCUCAGUAGUCAGUCAUGAGCUGUGAGGAUCGAACACAGCUACCCAUCAGAUGAUCUUCUCUCAGCUUGCUGAGCCCCAGGCCAUCGAGGACAAGUGGCUCUGCUCUUUUGUCAAGAGUAGCUGUGACACUGCUUAUUCCCGCUGCUGCAGCUGCACCCUCUUGGGCUCAUUAAAUUGCCAUCCGAGGCUCUCGACUCAGGGCCGUCUACCUGGAGCAUGGGGCUUUCAGAGGUCCAGCUCUGGCCAGUGCUACUGUGGGCCUUGGCGUGGAUGCAGAACGCAAGAUCUGCAUGUCCGUCCUGUGGGGGCCCAUCCCUGGCACCCCCAGGAGAACGUGCCCUGGUCCUAGAGCUAGCCAAGCAGCAAAUCCUGGAGGGCCUGCACCUGACCAGCCGGCCCAGAAUAAGUCGCCCUCUGCCCCAGGCAGCACUAACCAGAGCCCUCCGGAGACUGCAGCCCGGGAGCGUGGUUCCUGGCAACCGGGAGGAAGUCAUCAGCUUUGCUUCCAUCGUAGGCAAAUCCACUUCCACCUACCGCUCCAUGCUCACCUUCCAGCUGUCCCCUCUUUGGUCGCACCACCUGCACCAUGCCCGCCUCUGGCUGCAUGUGCCCCCGUCUCUCCUUGGCACCCUCCACCUGAGGAUCUUCCGUUGCGGCACCAGGAGGUGCCGCGGAUCUCGCACCUUCCUGGCUGAGCACCGAACGACUUCCCCAGGCUGGCACGCCCUGACUCUGCCCUCUAGUGGCCUGCGGAGCGAGGAAUCUGGGGUCGUGAGGCUGGAGCUGGACUACAGACCCCUGGGCCCCAACAGCACCGGGGUCGCGGGACUGCCACGGCGGCUCUUGGACACCGAGGGACAGCAGCGUCCCUUCCUGGAACUCAAGAUCCGAGCUAACGAGCUCGGGGCAGGCCGGGCCAGGAGGAGGACUCCCACCUGUGAGCCCGAGACCCCCUUAUGCUGCAGGCGAGACCACUACGUAGACUUCCAGGAGCUGGGGUGGCGGGACUGGAUCCUGCAGCCUGAAGGAUACCAGCUGAACUACUGCAGCGGGCAGUGCCCGCCCCACCUGGCUGGCAGCCCUGGCAUUGCGGCCUCCUUCCAUUCCGCUGUCUUCAGCCUCCUCAAAGCCAACAACCCUUGGCCUGCGGGUUCUUCCUGCUGUGUCCCCACGGCCCGAAGACCCCUCUCACUCCUCUACCUCGACCAUAAUGGCAACGUGGUGAAGACCGAUGUGCCAGACAUGGUCGUGGAAGCCUGCGGCUGCAGCUAGCAAGAGGACCUGAAGGUUCUGAGUGAAGUUCAAGGUUCAGGUUGGGGGUUCCCUGGCAAAAGACUCCCGUGUCUGGGAGCCUGAGAUUUGCUGACCCAUGCAGGUUCCCAACAGACUACCUGGCAGUGUGAUUGGGCUUGACCCCUAUGGAACUCAAAUGGGCAUUUUCUUGUCCUAGAUUCUGGUCUAUUUCAGGCUGUUUCCAAUGUGGACAGAUGGGUAAAGUGUUUCCUUUCAAGGGGACUGCCUGGCCAGCAGCAUUUCCUUCAUCGAGCCCUGUUCCCGGACAGCAGGGGAUGUCGUAGGAGGGAAAGGAGGACGCAGGGGAAAAUGACUUAGUUUCUCCCCAGAAAAGAAUUUCCUCAAGUAAGGAAGGAGGAACUAGAGGGCCCAGCAGACUGGGGGACGGCAGACAAGCAGGCUAAGAACGGGGACUACUGCCUGCUUUGAAGCGACGUCAAGAGGAAGAGGAGCAAGGUGUGGGCGUGGGGAUGGGUUGCGGGGCUGAGGGCCUGGAACUGAGAGUCAGUGUAAAGGGAUGCGGAGCCCACGAAGUUCUCUAGCUUUCCCUCGAGGACAAGACAUAAUUUCUCACGUGGAAGACAUAAUUUAUACUUUCUUAAUAAAAAAACGAGAAAGAAAAGGAACAGUGAGUCGUCGUGAUAAGGGGUUGGUGACAUAGGUCACAUGAUAAGGGGUUGGUGACAUAGGUCGUAAGCCAAGUGUGGCCUGAGGACCUCUGCCAGGUCCUGGAAAGCCCUCUCAGAGGUUUCAGAAACAUUUUCAUAAUAAUACAAAGAUGUUAUUUGCCCCUUGUUAUCAUUAUCUCUACAUUAUACUGUGGGGACAGGGUGUGGUGGUUGCAGCACUCAGAAGACCGAGGCAGGAGAAUCACUGAUUCAAGAUCAGCAGAAUUCCAGACCAUGAAGUGUAGGCCAGCCUGAGCUACUGAGAACCUGUCUCAAAGCAAACAAAAACAUCGAUGGAGUUUUCCAGAGAAUAAGAUACAGCUUAUUACAUCACUGCCGAGAGAUCAGGAGCUUAUCUAUUCCUUUCCUUUUCUCCUGUAAAAAGUCUUAUUUACAGCUGGGUGGCAGUGGCGCACGCCUUUAAUCCCAGGAUUUGGGAGGCAGAGGCAGUCAGAUUAUCUCUGAGUUCCCAAGGCCAGCCUGGUUCACAGAGUGAGUUCCAGAACAGCCAGGGCUACACAGAGAAACCUUGUCUCAAGAAACCAAUAAAUAAACAAAUAUGGAUAUUUUAAGAAAGAGUUAAAAUCUGAAGAGCUGAUCCAGUACUUAAAGAGAGCCUGUUGCUCACAGGGGACAAGGGGUUUGGUUUCCCGCAUCCACAUGGUGGGUCAGCCAUCAAUAACUCCAGCUCCAAGGAGCCCGGCACCCUCUUCUGACCUCCACAGGGACCAGGCAUGCAUGUGGUACAUAUAUGUGCAUGCGGGCAAAACACUGAUACACACAAAAUCAAAUAGACAAACCUAAAAACGACAUAAGUUAAAGAGAGGUUGGGGGCACAGCUCAUUAGGGAAGGCACCUGCCACACAAGAUAAGAUUUGUGUUGGGUUCCCCAGUACCAUGUAAAAUCCCGAGGUGGGGACACCUGUGAUC
Peromyscus californicus insignis is the source of this 4151-nucleotide messenger RNA. It is a transcript of the gene Inhbe, whose product is annotated as inhibin subunit beta E. Gene Ontology annotation, cellular component: extracellular region. The transcript is spliced from 2 exons. Gene Ontology annotation, biological process: SMAD protein signal transduction; BMP signaling pathway. Gene Ontology annotation, molecular function: hormone activity; cytokine activity; growth factor activity. Bases 1477 to 2532 code for a protein of 351 amino acids. Lineage: Eukaryota; Metazoa; Chordata; Mammalia; Rodentia; Cricetidae. The record is from RefSeq and is a predicted model, not a curated record.